AUGGCCCCUCCCCGGGCCGAGCGCUGGCUCGCCGUUUCACCUCAGGCAAUGAACUUGCACCGCCGGCUGCGCCGCCUUUUACGGCCACCUGGAGUCCGGCCCAUGUAUGGACCCUGUACAUUCCAGUAUGGUCUGUUGGCCUCCGGGGGCACUCCUUGUCUGGGCAGCAUGGCCAGCGGCUCCUGGACGAGUUUGUACCCGGGCCUGUCUGUCACGGCCCGCCGCUCAUUUGGCAGGGUCCCGCAUUUAGAACUUGAAGCUUUUCCAGAAGUGAUUACAGGUAUGGAAGCUAAAACCCUGGGGCAGAACCCCAGUGCGGGGGACAGCUCCACAGAUCGACCUUCAGGGAAUGUGGCUUGGGGAGACAGUGAGCCUUGGCAGAGCUCUGCCCAGCUUUCACAGGAUGGACAAGACAGUGUUAUAGAGCGGGAGAGGAUAGGAGUCCCCACAGAGCCCGACUCUGCAGACAGCCACGCCUACCCCCCAGCUGCGGUCAUUUAUAUGGUGGACCCAUAAUAUUUCUAUAUUCAAUACUUGAAAUCCAUGAAGUUUUCAGUGUACUGCCAGUGCAGGCGGCCUCUGCCUACACAGAUCCACAUUAAAUCCCUCACAGGCUUUGGGCCUGCAGCCAGCAUUGAGAUGACCCUCAAGAACCCGGAGCAGCCCGACCCAAUCCAGCUUUAUUCCCCUCCCUUUAUAUUGGCCCCAGUCAAGGACAAGCAGACAGAGCCAGGAGAGACUUUUGGUGAGGUGACCCUGAAAUACAAUGUACUCUUUGUGGGCUAGUGUCUGUCUCAUGACCAGCGCUGGCUCUUGGCAUCCUGCACUGACCUCCAUGGGGAAUUACUGGAGACCUGUGUUGUAAACAUUGCUUUACCAAGCAGGUCACGGAAGAGUAAAGUGUCUGCGUGUAAGAUUGGGCUGCAGAAGUUAUGGGAAUGGUGCCUGGGGAUUGUCCAGAUGAUAUCUCUGAUCUGGAGAGUGGUCAUAGGCCGCUUGGGGCGUCUUGGCCAUGGGGAGCUUAAAGACUGGGGUAUCCUCCUUGGAGAAUGUUCGCUACAGACAAUCAGCAAACAGCUCAAAGAUGUGUUCUGGAUGUGUGGGAUCUCCGCCGCAUACACUCCUUCUAUCCUUAGUGCCUGCCUGGUUGCCAUGGAGCCCGAGGGGUCCUUUGUUGUGAUGCCAGAUGCUGUCACAAUGGGCUCUGUGUUUGGUCAAAGCACUGGGCUGAACAUGCAGUCAUCUCAGCUAAACACACCUCAGGAUGCUUCCUGCACCCAUAUCUUGGUGUUCCCAACAUUGUCCACCAUUCAAGUGCCUCCUGCCAACUACCCCAAUGAAGACGGGUUUAGCCCCAAAAAUGAUGAUAUGUUUGUAGACCUUCCAUUCCCAGACGAUAUGGACAAUGACAUUGGCAUCUUAAUGACUGGGAACCUCCAUUCCUCCCCCAACUCGUCCCCAGUUCCCUCCCCAAGCUCUCCCUCUGGAAUCAGUGUGGACUCUCACUUUCAGCACAGUCGGAGUCAGCGCGAGCGACUUCGGUCUCGGGAGGCCCCAGAGGAGCUCAAGCAGCAGCCGCUGGCCCUGGGGUAUUUUGUGUCAACUGCCAAAGUUGAGAACCUCCCGCAGUGGUUUUGGUCAUCGCGUCCCCAGGCCCGGAACCAAUGCCCUCUCUUUCUAAAGGCUUCACUCCAUCACCACAUCUCCAUAGCGCAGACAGAUGAGCUCCUUCCUGCCAGGAACUCCCAGCGGGCUCCACACCCUCUGGACUCCAAGACCACAUCUGAUGUUUUAAGGUUUGUACUGGAGCAGUACAACGCCCUAUCCUGGCUCAUGUGCAAUCCGGCCACCCAGGACCGCACUUCUUGCCUUCCCAUCCGCUUUGUGGUGCUCACGCAGUUGUACAACGCCAUCAUAAACAUGCUCUAACCAGGAAGUGGGUCCCUCUGCCUCAGCUCUCCUGCAGCCUUGGCCAAGGAGCCAGCUCCAGUCUACAGAUGCCCGGCCUUUUCCAGACCACUCCCUACAGCCCUGCACUGUGACGCCUUCUGAGCAGGCACUUGUCAUUCUGCAGUGUUCAUGCCACAGUGACUCCUUGACGUGUUUCAUGAGGACCUGGAA
Molecule: messenger RNA, 2121 nt
Organism: Myodes glareolus (Bank vole)
Lineage: Eukaryota; Metazoa; Chordata; Mammalia; Rodentia; Cricetidae
Source: RefSeq, a predicted model, not a curated record